Molecule: messenger RNA, 525 nt
Organism: Prorocentrum cordatum
Lineage: Eukaryota; Dinophyceae; Prorocentrales; Prorocentraceae
Source: the annotation of a GenBank genome assembly
CUCGAGAGGGGGCGCCGCGCCGCGCGGGCCUCUCUCUCUCUCUUGCCCUCGGCCGAUGGGCCUUGCGCCGCUGGUGCGGGCCGCCCCGCCGGCCGCCUGGCCGCCGCCGGACCCCGCCGCCGGUCGCGGCGGGCGGCGGAGACAGGUGUGACUGCUCCCUUCGCUGCGAGUCGUGCGAUGGAGGACGUCGACCUGCUGCUGCGGGCGCUGCGCCUCGAGCAGUACGCCCCGCGGUUCGAGGCGGAGGGGUGGGACGACACCGACUUCCUCCAGUCUCUGGACGGCCAGGCGCUGACGGACUUGGCGCGCAGCGUCGGGAUGAAGCCCGGCCACGCGGACAGGUUUGUCCGCAAUGCGAGCAAGGUAAACUUCCGCACGCAGGCCGCCCCCGCCCACCACCGCGGCCCCGAGGCGGUUACCAGGGCGCUGAUUGCCCUGAGGCUAGACAUGUACGCGGCGCAGUUCCAGGACCAGGGCAGCCAAGGGGACGGCGGUGCCGAUCCCGAGAUUGGGCAGCAGUGCAUC